Molecule: messenger RNA, 2380 nt
Organism: Misgurnus anguillicaudatus (oriental weatherfish)
Lineage: Eukaryota; Metazoa; Chordata; Actinopteri; Cypriniformes; Cobitidae
Gene: cdk18
Product: cyclin dependent kinase 18
Biological process (GO): protein phosphorylation
Cellular component (GO): nucleus; cytoplasm
Molecular function (GO): ATP binding; cyclin-dependent protein serine/threonine kinase activity
Source: RefSeq, a predicted model, not a curated record
CAAGUGGGGGUGGAGACCCAGGCUUAUUAUAAAAUCCUUCAGAAGGACACAUUUGCUUCCUGUAUGUUUAUUUUUUUAUUUUGAUCUGUCAUGCUCCUGUCAGAAGGUGUCUCAUGAGCAGAAGUAGGAGGGAACGGCGAGAGAGACAUUAGUCAGUAGGGAAGGUAGGAGAAACGUCUGCGCCUGCAGCAUGCACACACGCACGCUGCAGAAUAAAUAAGACACCUCCAGUGUUGGAUUAUCUGUGUGGCGGUGCGCUGACCGCCUCAAACCUGGAGGCCGCCCAACCUACUCUUUAUCUUCCCUUUCAUAGUGAAAGAAGAGAGACGGACUCGUGUUCACCUCCUGCAGACUUCUCCUGAAUUCUGGUCCAGCGAGAUGAACAAGAUGAAGAACUUCAAGAGACGUUUUUCACUUUCUGUGCCACGAACGGAGACGAUAGAGGAGAACGAGUUUACAGAGCAGAUCAACCAACUCAACAUCCGCUGCAAUGACGGUGUGAUGCCAAAUAACCUGGGUUUACACAGCCUGCAACCCAGUCCAGUGGCACCGGAAAACCCAGCCCAGUCUCCUACACAACUGCAGUACCUUAACAAAGUCCCGCACCGCCGCUUCUCCAUGGAGGAUGUGACUAAGAGGAUGUCUCUGCCCAUGGAUAUUCGUCUUCCACCGGAGUUUCUGAAGAAGUUACAGAUGGAAAGCUCUCCACCCUGCAAACCUCUUAGCCGCAUGUCCAGACGAGCUUCAUUGUCGGAUAUUGGCUUUGGAAAACUGGAGACUUACGUGAAGCUGGGCAAACUAGGAGAGGGCACAUACGCGACGGUAUUCAAAGGUCGCAGCAAGCUCACAGAAAAUCUGGUGGCCCUGAAAGAAAUUCGUCUGGAGCACGAGGAGGGGGCGCCGUGCACAGCCAUACGGGAAGUGUCACUCCUGAAGAACUUGAAACACGCCAACAUCGUAACGCUGCAUGACAUCAUCCACACAAACCGAUGUCUCACGCUGGUCUUUGAGUAUUUGGACAGUGAUUUGAAGCAGUACCUCGACAACUGUGGAAACCUAAUGAGCAUGCACAACGUGAAGAUAUUUAUGUUCCAGCUUCUCCGUGGUUUAUCGUAUUGUCAUAAGAGGAAAAUUCUCCAUCGAGACUUGAAGCCUCAGAAUUUGCUCAUAAAUGACAAGGGAGAAUUAAAACUAGCAGACUUUGGUUUGGCCAGAGCUAAAUCAGUCCCUACAAAAACGUAUUCGAACGAGGUUGUGACCUUGUGGUAUCGACCACCUGAUGUCCUGUUGGGUUCGACGGAGUACUCCACACCAAUAGACAUGUGGGGUGUAGGAUGUAUCCUCUUUGAAAUGGCCACAGGACGUCCCAUGUUUCCUGGAUCAACAAUUAAGGAGGAACUACAACUGAUAUUUCGACUCAUGGGCACUCCAACUGAGGAGACCUGGCCGGGAAUUUCAAGCAAUGAAGAAUUCAAAUCGUACCUGUUUCCUCAGUACAGAGCACAAGCGCUCAUAAAUCAUGUGCCCAGACUUGACACUGAAGGUAUAGAUCUUCUAACAGCUCUUCUGCUAUAUGACACCAAACUUAGGAUUUCUGCCGAGGCAUCUUUAAGACAUCCUUACUUUUUGAGUCUAGGAGAGAACAUCCACACCAUUCCAGACACCUCAUCAGUGUUUUCCCUCAGAGAGCUCCAAUUACAGAAGGAUCCGGGACACCGGAGCUCAGUGUUCCAGCCUCCAGGUCGAGGCAAGAACCGCAGACAAAGUAUAUUCUGAGGGGAAAAAGUGUGAAGAGAUCACAUCACCAGAACAAAAUCUGCCGCACACACCCCCACAUGAACUAUUUAUUUUUUCCAUCCUAAAUAUAAAUACAUGCAUGCACAGGUUCAUACACACUCCAAAAUAGUGUGUGCUGCAGUCUCAUAUUUUGAUUUGAAACAGGAAUCAUCUCAUCUGAUCAAAAUGACCAAGUAACCAAGUUAACUGUUUCUCCCAACACUGCUGAAGCUUCACUGCGGUCUCUUUAAGACCUAAUACGUUCUUGAAUCUCAGGCCGUGGAACGACUGUAAAUGGGCCUGGAUGCUGACUGCGAUUGGUCCAACAAAGAGAUCCAAGUUGAACUCAGACUCUACUUCAUUUGGAUCCACAGUAGUACUUCAGGUGCUCAUAUAUAUAAAAGAUGUAUUAGUCUGAAGCGUGUGUGCAUUGAAACAUUGUAGCUUUGUGUCCGACUUUUUCCAUUGCUUAAGUGAAACUUUUUGUGUUGACUUGUUUUGCCAUAAUGUGUUUGAGUCAUGGUAGCUCAUUUAACAAAUAUUUAUUUACCACUAUAAUAUUUGAAAGGGUUGAAGCAUAAAUAAAUGAAAAUUUCAUCAUAAA